This is a messenger RNA of Hyalella azteca, 12422 nucleotides long. Its product is annotated as ADP-ribosylation factor-like protein 4C. The record is from RefSeq and is a predicted model, not a curated record. Lineage: Eukaryota; Metazoa; Arthropoda; Malacostraca; Amphipoda; Hyalellidae. Gene Ontology annotation, biological process: vesicle-mediated transport; intracellular protein transport. Gene Ontology annotation, cellular component: cytoplasm. Gene Ontology annotation, molecular function: GTP binding; GTPase activity. The coding region runs from base 93 to 746 and encodes 217 amino acids. The transcript has a single exon.
AGACAAAAAUAACAUUUGGGCGAGUUGUAGGAAAACUGGAGGAGGUCCACGAUGGUCUUGCGUUCACGUGAGAAGUUACUGAGUUUGUGGUGAUGUGUUCGUGCAUGUGGUCAGGCAUGGUAGGCGUGGUGAGAGAGGUGAUAUGGGGUCUAACAGCCCUGGUGCAGCCCGCAGCCCACGUGGUGCUGGUGGGCUUGGAAGGGGCUGGCAAGACCACAGCGUUGUUGCGGUUACGGUACAGUCAGUACGUCGAGGCAUCGCCUACAGUCGCAUUCAACACGGAAAAAGUUCGUGUCGGCGGCGGGUCUUGGCUCAUUUGGGACGUUGGUGGAGCUGAAAGACUGCGACCUCUGUGGCGGCCCUACACCAGAGCCUGUGAUGCUCUCAUAUUCGUGGUCGACAGCUGCUCCGACGCUGAGCGACUGGAGGAAGCUCGGCUCGAGCUACACCGGCUCGUCAAGCAGCAGGCCAAUCAGUGCACGACGUUGCAUAGGCCUAAGCCUCCCAUCCUCGUUAUUGCCAACAAGCAAGACUUGCCGGGAUCCAGACUGCCUAAUUUCCUGUCUGUUGCACUCGGGCUGCCAGAUUUGCCAGAGUCUCAGCCGUGGGCAAUUGCACCGGCCUGCUCCGUCACGGGAGAAGGGCUGGAGGAGGCCAUGAGCGUCCUGCAUCAUCUCGUCACGAAGGUUAGGAGGGCACCACCACCCUCCAGCCUGCCUGCGCCUCCUCUCAAGCCGUCCAGUUGAAGUAGUGACUUAUCUUACAAAAAGAAAAAACAAUAAAAACAGAUCAAUCAACUAAAGAAUUUCUUUUCUAAAUCGGCAUUAAAGAAAUAACAUUGCAACGGCGUAGAGCGCUACAACUACAGUCUCUAAAAUGAUUGAGGUUUACCAGUGAUUUUAAAUAGAAUUGUUGUGCUCUGAUCAGAUCGAGCUCGGUCAAAACAUGGUACAAGUUCAUCAAAAAUGAUACUGAUUGUUCUUCAAUGAUUUCAGUUCGUGCCUAAUAAAUGCUGACAGCCUUCAUUGAAAUAAGGUAUUCGGAUCAUCUUCAGAUAUGAAUUUAUCGUGUAAAAUAUGUGUGAUCAUUCUAAAAUAUUAUGCUAAAGUGACGUUUCCCUUUGAAAGAAACGUCAACUAUAAAGCUGCAACCAAAUUUAUUGAUGCUCUUACUCAACAUCCGUUUUUUAUCUGGAAACAUCAAACUUUUGCUCAGCAUCACAUUACUCAACAUCGGAAAUUUACUCAAAAAUGUUUGAUUUCACUAAUAUGUACUCAGCAUUGCAUGACGCAUCAUCAAACAAUUUCUCAUUAUCGCAUCGCUGGACAGAAAUAGUUUACUCAAAAUUACUCCACUCGCAGUAUCAAUAUGUACUCACAAUCACUCGACUUAUAAUCUAAUAUUUCCUCAGUGGUAUGGCGUCAAAUGUGGUCUGCGAACUUCAGUAACUAUAAAUUUAACUGCACUAUAGUGGUCUGUCACCACUAUAGGGAAGCAGACUGUACUGAUAUUCAUUAGUAUUCCAGUGUAAGUGGCCAGUGAUAUACUCAGGGAGGAGUUCUAUUUAACAUCUAGAAUUCUAGAUGGUGAAUAAAUAAAUAUCAAGUUCCAGCCAGUUUCAGUGAGUGACAUUACUAGGUUAUCUGCAGAAGCAUAUGUUCAAAAAUAGAAUAGACAGAAAAUAAGAUCUAAAGAAUGGAAGUAAAUAACAACUGUGCACAGGCUGGUGGAAUACGGGGAUACCCAAAUCGGAAUCAAAGUUUUGCUUGAAUCCAGCCAAGCCACGCCUAUUAUAUUCUGCUGCCUACUGAAGAUGGAUUGCGGGAAGAUGUCCUCCACCAGCACGGUAGAAGGGUUUUCAACAAGGAUCAUGAACCAUUAAUCAUAAGUUUUUAUUACUGUUAUUAUGUAACAAUGUAAACUGUGCAUUACGGUCUUCAACUAUCAAUAGGGUUAUGCAGUCCAGCCUGUAAACACACAUCUUGUACCAUUAAGUUCCCCAAUGUUUGAUUCGAGACGAGUUCAGUAAAAUUAUCUUUCGAUGCUGGUGUGCAACUCGGAUUAAAUUCGUGCUUCGUGGCACAUUAUUAAUGCAUUAUCAGCGUACUGGAAUACUAGAUUACUUUCUUAAUCGUUUAUCGAGUGUUUAAUACAGGUGAUAGUCUCAUGAAACUUACGCAUUCUUUUCUAUGCCCUCAUUUUUAAACGCUUCUUUCUUCCAUUGAGCCCUAAAAUGGCAGUCCCUCAUUCCAUAUAAAAUUUGUAUCAUGUCCAUUCACCUUCUUUGAUCAUCCUGUGCACUUAGUGCAUCAUACUUGAAUAAAUGGUGAAAAAUUUCUGAUCACCCUCUCCGUAGUUCUAAAACAAACUGUGCAUUAUGAUUGAUGACUGAACUCAACUAUAUUUCAUCUGUUUUUUUCUGACUGAGAAAGCAAGAUACUCUUUCUCUGCCUAAUUAGCUUCCUAAGCUUUAAAGCUACAGCUGAGAAUUUCCAUGCAAAAAAUUAACGAAGAUGUGAGCCGCUGGCGUCGGGGCCAGACGUACGUGCAGUGAGCGUCGUCUGCACAUCUCUGCCGGGUUGGUCGCUAGCGUCAUGAGAGUUUCCCACGCUUGCUCUGAUGCUUCCCCUGCUGCUUUUGCUGCCAUCUUGUGUUAUUCAUUGUGUGAUACUUCUCUGGCUAUUGAUUUAUUUUCUCUUACGAUACAAGCAUGUUCUUAAUUAGGAUGCUUUCCUCAAUAAGUUGUCGUUGUUCCUUCCAAAGAUCGCUAUCUUUUAUUGUCGAAAAUGUUUCCACUGAGGAAGAAAUAAAAGCGUGAGAAUGUUUUGAAUUGCAAGUUCCAAUAGAGUCAAAAAUCUAUUUGGAAACGAAAAGAAUACAAUUGCAAAGUUGUAGUAAAGGCAUUCGAUGAUUACAAGAGUUCUGAAUUUUUAAAUACAGUAUGUUACUGUGGAUCUAUAGACUUCCGCGUCUGCCCAGAAAUCGAAUGCGUAGGCGAUAAAUGAAUGUUCUGCAUUAAAUUUAAAAAAUCGAAUUUUUGGACUAUACUUUAGAGGUGACGCAGUAGAUCGAUCUUGUUUUCUCACUGGAAGGCAGCAAGUGCCUGAUAGACCACAAGCUCAUCAGCCACGGGUAUUGGAGAGCCGUGAGGCGCACGCACAGCAACGGCCACUUCUUUUCAAAGGCAAUCAUGCGCGCAGUGCACAGCCUGGGCUGUGCCUUUGGUCGCGUUACGUGGAUGCGCUCAGCGUCGGCUGUGGCUUAAACGAUUAAGGCGGUGGCGGGCUAUUCCUGUAAACGACGUGCUAGUGAAAUUCCUGUCAGCUACGUACCCGUGAGAUUCCUGUCAGCUACUUACCCGUGAGAUUCCUGUCAGCUACAUACCCGUGAGAUUCCUGUCAGCUACUUACCCGUAAGAUUCCUGUCAGCUACGUACCCGUGAGAUUCCUGUCAGCUACGUAACCGUGAAAUUCCUGUGGGUGACGUACCCCUAAAAUUCUUGUGAGCGUUCCUUCACACUAAGCGCUUGAAUGUGUAAACCCACUCAUUUACAUUUGUUUCGAAAUGCUCAAAAUCGAAAUUAGUGUAUAAACCACGAAACUUUCUUUUUUUUGCGAGAUAUAUCACAUGAAUACUGGGCCGUUGUUUGGUUCUGCGUGUUAGGUUGUAAUUCAGAGACUUUAUUAUGCCCACACCGAGACCUGUAUAAAUUUUUAGAGUGGUAAGGUUCGUGCAGAAGAAUUCCUUGUCAUCUAGGCGUGACAAACCUAAAAAGCGGGAAAUCUUUCCCAUGGUCCUGGCAUUUUUCGAGUCAAAGGCAGCGCAUUUUCCCACAAAGGCCGUAAUAGGAUACCCGCUUCAUGGUCCAUUUAUAACUCGCAAAUGGCGAUGUGCGGUGAGCCUUUCUAUUUUACCGGCAUUGGAGGCAACGGUGCAAGUUCCAUCGAUUGCCGAUUGAUUGAGGAUUCUUGUCGCUGCCAAAUAUUUCACAUGACUGUGUGAUGGAAACUUUUCUUGUAUUAAUUUCGUUUGGAAUUCAUGUUACCAGCUUUGAGAAUAAUGUAUAUCGAAAAAUGUCUGGAAUACAUUGAAAAUGGUUGCGAAAAAUUAAAUUGUAGGUCACGGAAAUUAUUUUGUAAUGUUAAUUCUUUCUAAUAAUUUCGACAAACUUAUUAAGCCAAUUUCGCUAACAUAACAUAAGUCCAUUUUUCUAUUUCUUCAGCUUCUCAGACAAUUUUGUACGUCCCAAAAGCUACAUUGUUCGAUAUAUUUGACACAAGAACAUACAGUCGAUGACUGUACGUAUUCUGCGAACAAUGGGGAACAAACAGGUCGAUAAGGGACCAAACAGGCAAUGAGUUAGUAAAAAUACUCCAAUUGUUCCGGUCAGGAUAAGGCGCUUGAUAGAUGAUCUCAGCCCGAGAGGGUGCAUGCUCUUCUUUUGUAAUGUUCAACAACACCUAAUUCUGCCCGAGGCACUGAACUCUCUGCACCUUUCAGUAGUUACAAUAAUUUCUUUACGCGUAUGAUUUUUUUUACCUAUCUGCAGAUAUUUUAGCCCGAGGUUUCUUUUGUGUAAAUCUAGAUAAAUUUUGGAAGUAGUUAUUGUUUGAGUUUACGCGUAGGAUCUUAUAAACGCUUGCAGUAGUGCAUGCACAUUGCUUGCAGUGAGCCCACAUAAAGCGGAAGUUCAGUCAUUCUAGGAUAAAAAGAUAAGUUCGCGCAAUGAUGGCUGCCCUACACGUCAGGUUGCGGAGUGCCUGCUGAGAACCGUCGUCCCGCCAGCCGCGUGAGAGCCGCGCUCUGCGUGAGAACAACGCACAGCGACAACAACGCGUCUCUGGCACAGAGUUCAAAUAAGGAUAAUUGAUGCGGCGAAGGAAUACUGAAGCAACGAGCGAACAGCAUGACUUUAACAUGGAAAGCGGCCUGGAAUGAAAAGCCGAAAACAUUUCGAAAAGUUAAUUAUUCUGUAUGUAGUGUGAAAGCCAUCUUAGAUUGUAAUAUAUUCAGGGCCUGAAAAUUCAGUAGGAAGAGUUUUGCUGACCUUUUCUGACCCAUUCAGAGUGUGGGUAGGCAUCACAAAGAAGCGGGCAUUGAGCUAAAGUAUAACACUGGGAACAAUAUUACCUUUUCGAUCGCGCGCCACAAAGAAACAAAGCCAAGUAAUGCCAAGGUACUCAACUGGAAACUGCCCAGAGAUGCGCCACGAAUAAUCACACAACCGCCUAGUAGGAUACCAUGGGUCGUAAAAGUCGUGCUCCUUUUACUUCAGCUACUUCAGCGAGGUUCAGAUUUACUUUCCGAACGUAACAUCAUCUACUCUUACGAAGCGUGAGGAAGUUUUCUUGCUGGCUAAUAAUUGUUCCACAAUACAUUCGGAUCAUUGAUUGUCUACUAAACCGCACUCGUGAUGUCGAAAUUCGACCAGAUCAAGCUUUCUCCGUUAAAACGCAUACAUUUAAAUUGCUUUUGCAUUAGCUAAGAUUUGUAUUAAAUGGAGAUUUGAAUGAUAGUGUCCUGAUAUCUUACUGAAUCCAUGUAUCGAGAAGGUACUGGGCUUGGUAGAUAGGCAGACCUUCACAGACCGAGGUCGCCAUUUUUACCUGAUCGUGCCAACGCCCUUCAUUGUCUAAAGCUUCGUUAGUGACAGCCUUCUCACUCCUUCAAUUCAACCGCUUCCGGAAAUCUCUAUAGGCAUAAAUCAUGAUAAAUUUCACUGUGAAUCCGUUAUUCACGUUGGGAACCUUUUUACCAUUACGUUUCAUAUUUCUUGUCUUGGCUAUCCUCAUUCUGCGAGGAAAGGCGGAGUUAUGCAAUGGUUCAUUCCUGAGCCUAUCAUGAGUUGAAUCAAGCGAUAGUAUUUACCCCAUGCUGAAAUAAAGUAAUUUCACCCAAAGUACGUGCACCGGCGGUUCCCAUUGCAAACUAUAUAGUAGAAAAUUCCCCAUGCAUUACGCCACGAAUGAAUUACGCAAAAUGAAUCUUACGCUCCUAACUUUAGUGUUAUAGACUCUAAAAGGUUAAGAAACUCAAGCUCUGUCUCACUCGUAUCCCUGCUUCUUGUGCCGUCAGUUAUCAGAAGCAGGAAGCGCUCAGCUGCGCAGCAUCCUGUCUCCCUCGUCCGCCUUCAUCCUCACGCAACCACAAUUUUGAUCUUUUUUUUUUCAUUGCAAACGAAGCAUGAACCAUCUGAUCAAUAAUGAAAUUUCCCAAUGAAAUCAUUUGACCUGAAGCGCUGACGUCGGAGCACAGUCGCUAAAGUUGUUCGCCGGAUAGUGACUCUCAAUAGCUGGAAUUUGCUCCUCAAAGCGUUUCAAGAGGAUAUAUCAUUUACUUGGAAUAAGGGUACGGGUCUUAGUAUAUCGUUGCUUUUGUAUUCCUGUUAUAUGUUGGUCUGAAAUUUUCUUUUCCUAUUUGUUUGAAAAUAAAUAUGACGGUACGGUUGAUUUUUCUACUGCUCCAAAACUUUUCAUUUUAUUUGAGUUAUUUGUAUGAUUAAAUUUAGUUAGCAUUUCUGUUUGCAUUAGGAGUAGGCCUAAUAUUCUGUACUACACGCCUGACUUCUGCCUGAUCCCACCGGCUUAGUGCUGCGCUCAGCUCUGAAUAAAUCAAUGCUGUAAAGCACAGUAAUUUAGAAGCCUUUUAGUCAUGACGCCGGAGUCGCUUCAAAAGCUCCGUGGUACGCCUGAUCUUGAUUUGCGAUCAACGUUGUGUGUUUUUCAAUUCACAACACAGCCUUCUUGUACACCAACCGUGUGAUCAGUCUCUGGCUAGUUCGUCUGAUUAGGACUGGCCCUUGGUUCAAUAUUUUAUGACUCACAUCCGAUGUCAGAGUGGAUAUCCCAUUAGGCCGUAUGAUUCAAGCGUUCUGAAUAAUUUGUAACACGUAGGCAAACUCGCUAUUUUUCAUGCAAACAUUUAUCAUAAUAUGGCCGUAAAUAAAAUCAUAAUAUGACCGUUCACCCGGAUCACAUUUUUCACCCAGCCCAUUCGAUCACGCUCAAAUCUACUCAAACAGUUAGAACUUGCCAAUAUUUUUAAGAAUUUCGGAAGAAAAAUUAUGAUCGGCAGAGUAGAGAGAGACGUACAACAACGCUCUAUGUAUUCAUCAUACAGUCAUUCUUUAUAUUAUUAAAAGACUAGCUACUCACGCAAAAGGUGUAAAUACUUAGCCAAGACACAUAAUGCAUAAUAAAAGCAAACGUACAACUUUUUCUGUCAAAAAGUUUUCCAUAUUGAAAACCUGUCCACAGCUGCCACAACUUCGCUAACACCUGUGCCGCAGCGCCUGUCGUACAAGCCAGUUCUGCCUCUAAUUACUCUAUUCAGAGUGGUAGUUAGCUCACGUACGUUGCAACGGUAUUCCUGAUACCAGCGAAGAACUUGAGCUCAGUUGAGUUUGCGUUCAGUUAAACCCAAUUAAGUUGUGUUCAGUUUGCUCAUAAAGUAAAUUAUUUCUGAUGUAUUGGCUCUUUAAUAUCAUUAUUGUUAUUCAUGCCUGAAUUGCGCAACAUUUUAUUGCCAAUAGGGAACAAAUUUGAUGACGAGGCUGCGAACACUUGUCACCAUCUGCAUCCGCUGUUCAUUUUGCACCUGUGCAGCGGGGGAACUACCAGCCAGCCCUUGGCGUGAUCAGAAAUUAAGGGACCUGUCAGUGCUAUUUAAUGAAAGAAACAACAUAUGUUCCAGAUUUAUCAUUGAGAAUUUAAUUCCGUACUCUUUGUGUAGAUGUGAGUUAAAAUGCAAUAGAAAGAUUCAACACAGUGAAGCGUUAGCUUUUGUCUAUAUAUACUAUAGUCAUCAAAAUUCAACGGUAUCACUAUUACCACUCGUUCUUUAUUUCCCAGCCGUGUGUGCAACCACACAAAAAGAUUUUCUACCUAUGUCAUUUCCCAUUAUUUAUUCUGUACCGAUUGUUAUUCAACUCGAGGUUUUGUGUAUUUGGUUAAGAGCUUUAAUUAGUAUAAGUAACAAAGAACUUCCUGCCAAAGAGCUGCAUUGCAACAACGCAGUUUUGCCGUGAAUUUUUUUUUAUGUUCUCAGGUUGCAUUUUAUGUUCUAUAUUUAAACUUUCUCUGUAUAUCUUACUUCAAUUUACCAAAACAACAUGGUAAUAAUUUUUACUUUAAAUUCAGUUACUUCAAUGUCAGUUUACAGAGUUUAAAUUUCAACGCCUUGAGCAUUACAGAGGCGUUUUCAUUCAUCAUCAGAAACCCAUAGCUUUAUUUCUGUCGUAAGUUAAGUAUUUUUUUAACCGGUUUCACCGAUAUCUACAAUGCAAUUUGCAAAUGUGGCUUUCUUCCAAGAAAAUCAUAAACAGAUCAGCAACUCAAAUUUACUUCGUUUUACUAGAAUGAGUUGGAUUCAUAUUUCAAAUAAAUUACAGAUAGUAUUGGUUGGUAUGCCGGUGUUGAAGAGGAGACAUUUCGUGAAGUGAUUGCAGUUUAUGCCGUCAUCAUGUUUCGCACAUUCUUAAUCCUAAGAGUAAGCAAGAUGAGAACUUUUCAAGUAAUAAAAAUUUUUUCUUGAGCAGUCAGUCCUUUGUUUAUGAACUGUAUAUAGAUGCAUUUUCAUAAGAUUAUUGAAAUAUUUGUACAGCAUUUGAAAAGCUCCUAUAUGGAGACUGGCAAUGCAUUGGUAGCACGGAUGUUUAGCACUUUUGAAUAUCCAUAGUACGACUGAGCUUAAGAUAUUUUUUAAGGUGACAUCAGGAUACAUUGAACAUAUACUAAUCUGUAAAUAAAAUGUUGAUUGUUUGUAAAUUCUUAUUAUUUAAUUUAUUUUAUUAAGUUUGGUGACUUUUCUUUUGAAAGAUCUGAUGUACAUAACUGGUGGGUUGGAAAUUCAUCGAUGUCUGGGAUCGUGACCUGCCGGACAAACGAAUUACUCUUUAUUAGUAUCGUAAGGAGUGAGGAAUUUAUUGUCAUAAAAUUGUGUUCAUUCAAUUAUCAAAAAAUACAAUUGAAAUCAGGCACUAAGUAACUCAUGUUAUUUAAAAUUUUAAUAAAUUUUGUGUUUUUCUUCACAUGUUUAGUUUUGUUGAUGGUUAUAACGAAUUUAAAUUGAUUGUGAACGCUCCAGGCUCUCUGGUAAUGUAAAGGAAUUCGAAGAAAAAUGUUCAAUUUUGAAACUAAUUUUAGGGGAUAUUUGUUGUAAAUAUCGUCUCUAUUUCUUUUCUACUUAACUAAUAUAAAUAAGGAAAAAAUAUUUUCUUCUUGGCUCUGCGAUGGGAAAUUUUUUUGUUUUUAUUCAAGACUUAUUCCCCAGUGAAGUGUUUUUACAACAAAGAAAUCUUUCAAAUGAUACUUGCAGUCACCGUCAUCAGAUGUGACUGGAAGACAAAGCUGUGCUCGAAGGGUAAUUUCUGAUUGAUUUUCAGGGUAUUUCUUCAUGACUUGUAAUGAAAACUAUUCAUACUAAUUUUCAUGUACUAGUUGAAUAUUAUCAUUAACAAAUCAACAAAUCUUGAUCAACCUCUACUUGAUAUUAAUAGAUUUCUUAUUAUUCUUAACUCAUGAUUAAAUAGAAGCCGAUGAUGAAAUGGAUGACGUGGUGUAACGGCUACCAGGCUGACGCAUGCAACGGCCCUGAGGCGAGGCUCUUUGCUAGACCAUUAAUUAGCUUUGGAAAAGCUUUUCUUUAUUUAUGUUCGUGAAAAUCAGCGAGUGAAGUCUUGUUGAUGUCAAUAGUUGUUCACUUAAUUUCCAGAAUACAUCAUCUAUGAACGAAAAAAUGCAAAAUUUUACUCUCAAACAACUUAACUCUUGUGUGGCUCUGACCGAUGCGACACCAAUUGUUUCUGAACAAUUUAUACUCACUCUUAAUACAAGUUUUUUUUUUCUGUCGGACAAUAUUGAUUUCCACUGCCCCUCGAUAUUAAAAUUUCCCUCAAUAUUUUUGAAAUGUUUCCUGUGAUUUCACUUAUACUUAGGUGAUUUAAAAUAUCACUAAAUAAAAAAUAGCCUUAAAUUUUUCGAGCCUGAGUCGGCCUGGUAACGUUUAACUACGCUGCGUAGGCUGCGUAUACGCGCCUCAUCUCGAACUAUUUUGUCCGCUCAAAACUGACCUCAUGCAGCCAGCGGCAGCGACUCGGGCGACGACCGUCCGGCUCCCGCCCUGCCCCACUUGUAUUCAAGAAAAUACAGUUUAAAAAAUUUCGGCUUGAAUUCUCUGUGAUUACGUCAUAUAAAAUAAAAUUAGAAUAGUAAUACGAAAUAGUUGAGUAUUUUUAUAUACAGGGAAAAUUUACUGCUCGUUAUUUUUUACAAAAAAAAUCACUCAAUGUCGGAUUAACCGACGUUACACGGACAUAAACCGUUUCUCGCCAACAUGAAUCGGAAAUUAGCUGUAUCAGAAAAUUCUCUAAUACCAAAUAUAUUUCAAAACUAACCAAAAGGUAACUGAAGUUCAACAAUAUAUUCAGUUAUGAUGUUCCAGAUAACAACAAAAUCUUUAUCCUGAUUCAAUUUUGUGAAGAAAUAGAGCGUGGGACCGGACGUGGCGUUGCGUUGCUGAUCGCCCAGCGUGUGAGGAUCUCAGGCAUAGCUAGUGUCACCAAAGAUAGUGUAUAAAGGUCAGAAAUGGUUGCUCCAGCUGGGCUUAGCUCCUGCCGCUGCCUUUCCGUCUCUCACAAAUCGAAUACUGUUCUAUUUUUAUUAAUUGUCGUCGCUGAAGAUAUUAACUCAAUGCACAUUUUUCAUUUCCAUGCAUUUGUUUGUUGCAUUUCCGUUCCAGAAAUUCACUCCUGCUUAAAAUAACUAUUCCACACAAAGAAAAAUUCAAAUCUCUCCAUCAAUAGCCAACGGCAAGAACCGUAAUUAAAUUUUUGCUUAUAUUGAAUAUAAAUAUAUUUUUUAUGCAACAUGAAAUGCCGUCUGUCUGUUUUUUGUUUUACUUUUGCCCCGAAGCAAAGGUUGCGAAGAGAUGGGAGAGGCAGCGCGCUAUGGGAGCCCUGGUUUAGGGUUGACUGUAACACCUGUAUGAUAUUGUCGAUAGCACCAGCUUUAUUAGCACACAUGCCUUCUGUACUGACACUUUGUAACGGUCAAUUAAUUACCACUAAACUGACGACAGUUUCAUUUGUAAAUGGUGUACUCAUCUCUUUGCUAGUCGUCUGUCAUGCGCACCACAGUAUAAGAGAUUACUUUAGUACGUAUAUUGAAAUGAUAUUUUAGAUCUAUUUUGUCAUGCAGGAGUUGCUCAGUAAAAUCAAUUUAUCUUAGGCUGAGCUUGAAGAAAUGAUGUUAUAUUUAAUAUCCUUGGAAUAUUUUCGUUACCUCAAUAAGCUAUAAUUUACGGAUGAUCACAGAUUCACAUAUUGAGUUUACCUCUUGCAGAAAAAAAUGUCUUAGAACUCUGAAUAUACUGUUUUAUGAAAUGUUAAUUUAAAGAUUCGAAGGCAAUAUUCAUAAAUUUUUUCCUGUUUCCUUUUUCUUACUCAUUUUGGCCACGGAAACGAGACAGAUUUGAGCGAAUUGAAUUAAUUGCGAUGAAUUUAUCAACCUUAGCUUUGAGAGACCGAACAGAAUCAUUCAGUCAUUCUACGACACGCAUAUUGUGUUCAUGUCUUUUUGUGUUCAUUGUGUAUUGUUAUUUGUGUAUUGUUAUUUUUCGACGUCCAUUUCGUGUUGCAAAGCCUCAAUGAAUGUUAUCAGCGCAUCCCUAUAGUAUUCCCGAUUCUUUUCUAUAGUAAGAUAAGCAAAUUUGUGGAACAAUGGAACACUAAGUUCCAUUGUAUAGCAUGUGAAUAUAUGAACAGAAGUAAUCUUUAAUCAUUUACUCAUCGAAUUCAAGGAAGAACUUGCUGAAUAUUAUAUUUACCAUUCCUCAUUUUUUAGAAAUAAUCCCAGAAGUAUCCUACUCAUUGAAAUUUCAAGUCGUCUUCACUCCUGUACAUGGCUUUCGUCCUGAGAUAACUUAUCGGAGAAAACUAACUGCCGGAAGGAAAUUAAGUUAUUAACUUACUUGGAAUAUAUCUCGUACCAGCAUUUAGAAUGUAUUUAAUGAAUUUCCUUUUUAUCCCAACUAGCUAUCAUUUACACGUGAUGGUCGAUGCCGAUAUUCUAAUAUGUUAUGCAGAGCAAUGGAAGAUCAACAGCAUUGCAGAGUACCGAAUUCAUUUAAUGUAUUUCUUGUUGUACAGAUAACUGUUUAUUAUCCCGUAUCCAAUCAUGCUUCGUCAUGCACUUAAGUACAUAACUUAGUUGUUGUUGCUUUUAUUUAUUUAACUGUGUAAUUAGUGCUUGCACCCGAGGAUUGUGAUUUCGUCACGCUGAAAGUUUCGCCUUUUUUUGUAACUGAAUUUUCAUUGUCUACCCUAGUCGUGUUGAUUUAGACGUAAAAGCCGUAGUAAAAUAACUUAGCGACUUACAUAUGUAAAUUAUUAUUUUCUUACAUGUGUAAAUAAAUUUGGAAAUGUG